This is a messenger RNA of Planococcus citri (citrus mealybug), 1748 nucleotides long. Its product is annotated as nucleosomal histone kinase 1-like. Gene Ontology annotation, molecular function: ATP binding; protein serine/threonine kinase activity. Gene Ontology annotation, biological process: peptidyl-serine phosphorylation; signal transduction. The record is from RefSeq and is a predicted model, not a curated record. Gene Ontology annotation, cellular component: cytoplasm; nucleus. The coding region runs from base 321 to 1454 and encodes 377 amino acids. NCBI's taxonomy places the organism in Eukaryota, Metazoa, Arthropoda, Insecta, Hemiptera, Pseudococcidae. The transcript is spliced from 2 exons.
GUGCUCAUGGCUUCAUCAUCGUCUGCUUCGUGCUGUUUGUCUUUUUGAUUUUAGUUUUCGUUUUGGUUUUGCUAGUUCACCGGAUAUUUAUUCAAUUCGAAUCGAAGUUGGAGAAUAGAACAUUUUGUCUCGCAUUCGUGACAACAGUAUAAUGAAUCCAAGUUACGUUGCGCGAAAAUGAUUCGUUAUAGAAUUAUUAUUCUACCGGCUGGUCCAGUGUUCAGGAUUCUGUAGUUCAACGGUUCUCGAAAAGAUUCUGAAAAUAUUUCCAAUUAUUGCGAAUACCCGAUUGUAAGAUUGUAAUUGUUUCCUCGAGAGAUAUGGCGGACAAAAGAAAAGGACGCAAAGUUGCUCCGGUGAAAUUAUCCAAAGGCGUGAUACUGACUGAUACAUUCAAAGUCAGUUGGUCGAUAAUGGAACCAAUCGGCGCGGGCGGUUUCGGUGUAAUUUACAGCGUGAAAAAACAAGGAUCAACCGAAUCAACGACGUACGCCGCUAAAGUAGAACCGCACGGUAACGGGCCUUUAUUUGUGGAAAAAAAUUUCUUCAUCAGAUUUCUAAAACCCGAAUUGAUCGAGGAUUGGAAGAAAAAAAUGAAACUGUCGUUUCUCGGUUUGCCAAAGUACAUGGGCAGCGGAACUCACGUGACGAACAACGUCGAUCAUCGAUUUCUAAUUAUGGAAAGGUUUGGCGAUCCUAUCAGCAGUCGACUCAAAGGCGCUGGCGAAUCGAUCGAUCUCAAAUUAUUGACUACGUUUUGUUCGCAAAUCAUCGAUUCUCUAAUGUACAUUCACGAGAAGGGAUACGCUCAUAUGGAUAUUAAACCGGAGAAUCUAUUGUUGAAAUAUAACUCGAAAAAUGACCAAGUUUACCUCAUCGAUUUCGGUAUUAUAGAUAAAUAUACCACCGAUCCGGUAUUUAAACCGGAUAAGAAAAAACAGCAUAACGGCACGCUGCUGUACUGUAGUAGAGAUAGCCAUUCGGGAGUCGGAACUAUGCGAGGAGAUUUAGAAAUACUCGGUUAUAAUAUUCUAGCUUGGUGCGGUUACGAAUUUCCAUGGUCCAAGUGCCUAAAAACGCCCGCCGUUGUGCAUCAAAAGAAAAUCGACUUGAUGUCGGAUUUGGAUUCUUUGAAAAAUCGAGUUCCUACUAAUAUCGUUAAUUAUCUGAAGUACGUUAAUCAGCUACGACACGACGAAACGCCGGAUUACGAACGUGCCAAGAGUGUACUGAGAAGCGUUUCAACUGAUUCCGGCACACCCAAACGACGUAAACGUAAUGCUACAAAUGACGAAGUGCUCUUCGACAGCUCUAACGGUGACCCAAUACAAAGCGUAGACGUGAAAUUACCUCGUACAAGAAGCAGAAAUAUUCCGGAUGAAAAUGAUAUUACGUCAAAGAUAAGUAAAAAUAUUAGAGGUAAGGGACGUUCCGCUUCAUCCAAGAUGAAAUGAGCAUUUUGAUAUUUCAUCAACUGUUCUCCCCCUCCUCACCCGCCUCUCUAUCAUUAUAAUUAGCCGAGUUUAUAUUUUGUGAAAACCGAUGUUGGUAAUAAUAUGUCCGCUGAUUGUUUUCUCAUUUUGACGUACGUCUCAAACUGUUGCUGUCAACCUUGUUUCGUAUUAGUUGUAUCGCGAUAAUCGUUCUAAUUUUUAUGUAAUAUCCUUUUUUCUAAGUUUUUUUUCUUAAUUUUUUUAAAAAAAUUGCGUAAUAACAUUUUGUGAAUAAACAGUAUUACUGCUCGUGAA